Micropterus salmoides (largemouth bass) is the source of this 927-nucleotide messenger RNA. It is a transcript of the gene hemk2, whose product is annotated as N-6 adenine-specific DNA methyltransferase 1. Gene Ontology annotation, biological process: methylation. Gene Ontology annotation, cellular component: eRF1 methyltransferase complex. Bases 175 to 822 code for a protein of 215 amino acids. The record is from RefSeq and is a predicted model, not a curated record. The transcript is spliced from 6 exons. Gene Ontology annotation, molecular function: S-adenosylmethionine-dependent methyltransferase activity; nucleic acid binding; protein methyltransferase activity. Lineage: Eukaryota; Metazoa; Chordata; Actinopteri; Centrarchiformes; Centrarchidae.
GAAUGUGAAUGCGCUGUCCACGGUAGCAAAAAUGCAGUUUUUGUGCUGAAUAUUAGCGGUAUUUUGGGGGGAACCUGACUCGAGCGUUAAAAAACAGGACUGGUGACAAGCCAGGAGCACGUGCAGGCGGCUAGUUAAUACUAAUGAGUGAUAUCCUGCAGCUGUGAAGUGAACAUGUGCACAAGUUAUCCCACGCCACUUUACUCCCACGCUGGACGAGGAGACUUCCGGGAUGUUUACGAGCCGGCGGAGGACUCUUUUCUUUUGAUUGACGCUCUGGAGAAAGAUGCGGAGAGGCUGCAGCUGAUGAGCCCAUGUGUGUGUUUGGAGGUGGGCAGUGGCUCAGGAGUGGUGUCUGCAUUUCUGGCAUCAGUGGUUGGACCCUCAGCUCUGUACCUUUGCACUGAUGUGAAUCCUGCUGCAGCACAGUGCACAGCAAAGACAGCAUCCUGUAACAAAGUGUCACUGCAGCCUGUCAUCACAUCCCUGGUGGAGUGUCUUCUGCCUCGCCUCAGUGGGAAAGUCGAUGUCCUUCUCUUCAACCCUCCCUAUGUGGUCACCCCUUCAGAAGAGGUUGGCAGCAGGGGUAUAGAGGCUGCCUGGGCCGGCGGUGAGCGAGGGCGCGAGGUGACCGACAGAUUCCUGCCUGUGGUAGCACAGUUGCUCUCCAGUAAAGGGUUAUUUUACCUCAUCACCAUCGCUGAGAACGAUCCGGAGGAGAUCAUCUGUUUACUGGGCAAAUGUGGUUUGAGGGGAGAAUCGUGCUUGUCUACAAGAGCUGGAAAUGAGAGGCUGUCCGUUCUGCGCUUCCAUAGGAGCUGACAAACAUGGAACUGCUACUAUGAAACCCGCUAAAAAAGGAUUACAAGAACUUUGGUGGACUGAUAAGAGUAUUUCUACAUUAAUAAAAACAGAAUUGCCACAAAA